AAUCUAAACCCAACGAAGUCACCCAAAACCGUCGAGUUCGCCCUCAAGCACGGCUACCGUCACAUCGACACCGCAGCGGCCUACGACAACGAGGAAGAGGUGGGAGCCGGCUUCAAGGCCUCGGAGGUGCCCCGAUCGGAAAUCUUCCUCACCUCGAAGCUGUCAAGCACGCACCACGCCGCCGCCGACGUCGAGGAGGCCGUCGGCCAGUCCCUGUCCGACCUGGGCACCGACUACCUGGACCUCUACCUGAUUCACUGGCCCAUAGCCUUCUCCGAGCCCGCGGAUCCCAAGCUCCGCGCCCCCAUCGACCCGGCCGACAGCGGGAUCCACGUCGUCGACGCGCCCGUCGAGGAGACUUGGGAGGCCCUCGAGGAGGUGGUGGCUAAGGGAAAAGUACGCAGCAUCGGCGUCAGUAACUUUACGAGGGAGGUGUCGGAAUCUCUCAUCAAGGUAGCCAAUAUUCGACCUGCCGUCAACCAAGUCGAAGCCCACCCCUACCUCCAGCAGCCCUCCUUGCUAAGCUGGUGCGAGGACCAAGGGAUCAACGUGACGGCCUACAGCCCCUCGGGAAACAACGUCUACGGCUUCCACAAGCCCUUGAACGACCCCGUGGUGGUUGAGUCGGUGACGCCGUCGCGCAUCGAGGAGAACUUUGUCGACUUCCAGCUGCCCGCCGACGCCAUGGACCGCAUCGACGUCCUGGACAGGAACCACCGGCACAAUCUCCCCGCCAGGUUGGGCGUCGAUAUCUUUGGCGAGGUGGGGAGGGAGGCUGCCUGGAAGGGGAGGGCGGAUUGGAUUGCGGCGCAGAAGAAGUGA
Messenger RNA from Geosmithia morbida, 822 nucleotides. RefSeq names its product Aldo/keto reductase family. The annotation marks the transcript as partial. Gene Ontology annotation, molecular function: aldose reductase (NADPH) activity. The transcript has 3 exons. Gene Ontology annotation, cellular component: cytosol. The record is from RefSeq and is a predicted model, not a curated record. NCBI's taxonomy places the organism in Eukaryota, Fungi, Ascomycota, Sordariomycetes, Hypocreales, Bionectriaceae.